UAAAGCUUAAGUCUAUUAGUUUGCUGAUGGGUGAUCAGAUCUUGGUGACCUACUUCUUCUGAAUACAGGCUUUCAGGAAACUGGGGAAGCAAAAGGGCAAUUUAUUAAAAUUGAGGAUAAAAGAUAGAACUACCAAGAGGACUACAUCACUUAGGGUAACUGGUUCUCACUGUACUUCUUACAGCAACCCCAUGAGGAAGCUCUUCUUUCCUGGUUUUGUAAAUGAGGAACCUGAGGAUGAGACGGUAGGAGUCUUGCUCCUGGUCAGGUUUGUGGAUACCCCCUGGCUGGACUUCAUGGAGAAAUCUUCACUGAUCACCAACCUGAAUCCCAGAACAGCCCCCAUCUUUCCAUGGACAGAAUGAGAGGCCUUCUGUAACCAGGCAUAAUUGGCCAUCAUGGGGAAAUUGAUCAGGAUGGGGGCACAGGAAAGGCGGUUACUCCGGCCAAAGCGGCUUCAUUGGAGUCGCCUCCUCUUCCUAUUGGGAAUGUUGAUCAUCGGUUUCACCUACCAGCACCUGAGGAGCCCCCGAGGCCUCUCCUCACUAUGGGCAGCAGUCUCUUCCCAAUACUCUAUAAAACUGACCAGCCGGGAUCUCCCCAACGAUGAGAUGAUGAUGGUGAGCGGUGACCCUCCAAGAACUAGCUCUGAAAUGGAGGGUGAGACACUGGUGCCCCAAGCCACAGUGGGCAGGGAUGAAGCAACACCUGGCAUAACAAUGGAGAACACCCCCAGUACUCCCAGAAGAAUAUCCAACAUUACUCCAACAAUACCCAAGAAGAACUAUAGCCCAACAGUAGCAGGUACAGAAAGAGUGAAGGAAAACACCACAACCACACCUAGUGGAGUAUUGAAUCACUACACCCCAACUUCAAGCAGACCAACAGUAAAGAAUUACACCUCAACAACACCCAGGGGAGAAAUGGAAAGCUACCGCCCAACUCAAGCCAGGGGAAAGGUGAAGAAAUAUACCCCAUUCCCACUUGGUAGAAUAGUAGGCAAUUAUCCUCCAUCCACACUCAUGACAAUGACAAGGAGCUCUGGGAUCACCUCCAGAACAACAGUGAAAGACAGUGAAACUAUGGCAACCAAUAAAAUAUUGGAGACAAACCCCUCUAAGAGAAUAGUGGGGGAAACCACCCCAACUACUCUCAAGGAAAUAAUUGAUAACACUCCAACUUUCCUGAUAAAUGACGUAGAAACAAACAUCUUGACUUCUCCAAGGAGUAUGGUGGAAGAGAACACCGUGACUACCCCCAGAAGAGUGGACAAUAACAGCUCAACCAGGCCCCAGGGGUUACUGGGAAAGAACAACCUGGUGACUCCCCAGGAAACGGUCCUGGAGCACAUUGCAGCCAUCUCUGAGGGGCAAGUGACGAUAAGCACCAUGACAGGCAGCAGCCCAGCAGAAAUGAAAGCCUCUACUACUGCCUGGAGUGUUAGGAAUCCCUCGUCCAGAACCAGGGCACCAACCACUGGAAUAUCCUCAUCCACCUCCUGGGGGCUGGCGAAGAAAUCUUCCACAGCAUCCAGCACCUCAGCAACCCCCAGGGUCAGGGCAAAUCCAACCACCCAGGUCCGUCACUAUGUGGUUGUAGAGCCAGCCCCAGCGGUGCCCACUGCCCCUUCCCCCAGCCUGACAACAGCUGUGAUCCCAGAGGUGCCCAGUCCCAGUCCCUCAGCGCUGCAUCCUGGCUGGCCAGACCUUCCCCCCAAGGGAGAGUACCCCCCAGACCUAUUCAGUGUGGAGGAGCGGCGGCAGGGCUGGGUGGUCCUGCACAUCUUUGGCAUGAUGUAUGUUUUCGUGGCUUUGGCCGUCGUGUGUGACGAAUACUUCGUCCCAGCCUUGGGCAUCAUCACAGACAAGCUGCAGAUCUCUGAGGACGUGGCAGGUGCCACGUUCAUGGCUGCUGGAGGCUCUGCCCCCGAGCUCUUCACCUCCCUCAUUGGUGUCUUCAUCUCCCACAGCAAUGUGGGCAUCGGCACCAUCGUGGGCUCUGCUGUGUUCAACAUCCUGUUUGUCAUUGGCACCUGUGCCCUCUUCUCCCGGGAGAUCCUCAACCUCACCUGGUGGCCCUUGUUCCGUGACGUCUCCUUCUACAUCCUUGACCUGAUAAUGCUCAUCCUCUUCUUCCUGGAUAGCCUCAUUGCUUGGUGGGAGAGCCUGCUGCUGCUGCUGGCCUAUGCCCUUUAUGUGUUUGCCAUGAAGUGGAACAAGCAGCUUGAGGUCUGGGUGAAGGAGCAGCUCAGCAGGAGGCCACUGGCCAAGGUCAUGGCCCUAGGGGACCUCAGCAAGCUGGGCCAUGGGGCAAUUGCCGUGGAUGAGCGACAAGAAAACAGGAAGCUAAAGCUCCCGUCUGUGCUGACCCGAGGGAGCAGCUCGGCCUCUCUGCACAACAGCACCAUGCGCAGCACCAUCUACCGGCUCAUCCUCCACAGCCUGGACCCUCUGGGGGAAGACCGUCCCUCCAAGGACAAGGAGGAGGAGAGCUUGAAUCAGGAGGCCAAAGCCAAGCCUCAGGCCAAAGCAGAGAGCAAAGCAGAAGAGGAGGAGCCGGCCAAGCUCCCUGCGGUCACAGUCACACCAGCCCCUGCUCCGGACGUCAAGGGAGAUCAGGAGGAGGAUCCUGGUGGUCAGGCAGGAGAUGCAGGUGGAGCUGAGCACACAGGGGAAAUGAUGCGUGAAGAGGCUGAAGCCCCUGGGGAAGGUGAAACGGGAGAGCGAAGUGGAGGUGACACUCAACUAGAAGGUGGAGGUGAAACGGAAGCAGAAGGAAAAGAUGAACGUGAAGGUGAAACGGAAGCAGGAGGCAAAGGAGACAGUGAAAGUGAAGGUGAAAUCCAAGCAGAAAGGAAAGGAAGUGAUGAUGGUGAAGGUGAAAUCCAAGCAGGAGAAGGGGAAAUGACAGGUGAUGAAGGCGAAGCUGGAGAGCAGGAAUUCAAUGCCGAAAAUCAAGGUGAAGCCAGAAGUGAUGAGAGAGAUAUAGAUGGUGAAGGGGGAGGCGAUGGAGGUGACGGUGAAGAUGAGGAGGAGGAAGAGGAGGAGGAGGAGGAAGAGGAAGAGGAGGAGGAGGAGGAGCAGGAGGAGGAAGAGGAGGAAAAUGAGGAGCCCUUGUCCCUGGAGUGGCCUGAGACCAGGCAGAAGCAGGCCAUUUACCUUUUCCUCCUGCCCAUUGUGCUCCCGCUGUGGCUGACGGUGCCCGACGUCCGGAGGCUGGAGUCGAGGAAGUUUUUUGUGAUCACCUUCUUGGGAUCCAUCACGUGGAUAGCCAUGUUCUCAUACCUCAUGGUGUGGUGGGCUCACCAGGUUGGUGAAACAAUAGGGAUUUCUGAAGAGAUUAUGGGUUUGACAAUCCUAGCAGCAGGCACGUCAAUUCCUGACCUCAUCACCAGUGUGAUUGUUGCUCGGAAAGGCCUAGGAGACAUGGCUGUGUCAAGCUCUGUGGGCAGUAACAUAUUUGAUAUCACCGUGGGCUUACCCGUUCCUUGGUUUCUUUUCUCUCUUAUCAAUGGAUUACAGCCUGUUCCAGUCAGCAGCAAUGGCUUGUUUUGUGCAAUUGUUUUGCUUUUUCUCAUGCUCGUGUUUGUGAUCUCUUCAAUUGCAUCAUGCAAAUGGAGAAUGAACAAGAUCCUGGGCUUCACAAUGUUCCUCCUCUACUUUGUAUUCCUGAUAAUCAGUGUGAUGUUAGAAGAUCGAAUCAUAUCCUGUCCUGUUUCUGUCUGAGUCAGAGUCACUGUUGCUCAAAAUGGACAUGCAUCAGAAAACCAUGCCUGAAGUUACUGUAGGUCUUGUUACAUUAUUGAAAGAAUGAACAUGAGUCAGGAGAGUGAACUGACUGGCUGAGAGCCUCUGAUGUGAAUGUGAUCCGGACUAAGUUUAUGCUUGGAAACACCGGCAGUUUAUUAUGGAAGAAGAAUCUCACCUCUGGAGGGAUGGAGUUCCUACCCCUGACUGAUGCAGACAGCUAUCACAUGGAGGCCAGAAGAAGGACCCCUGGAGUCAGAGGGUUUUCUAAAUGAGAGAUAAUUGGGGAGGAGGGCUGAGCCAGGCACUGUAGCAAUAAGACAAGCGCCCAUGCUCACAGUUCCCUGAUCAUUCCUGAAGGGUGACUGAUCCAAAAGAUGCAGAUGUGGUCUACAUCUCACCCUCCUGGCCCCUGCCCCAAGCACACCCUGCAAUUUGCUGUCUCCUCUUUUUUCACAACAUGAGGCUCUAUCAGGUUUGUAAUCAUUACAGGUUCAGUUACUGGUGAGUUUAAGGAGCCAAGGCUAUAGGAAAAAAAGAAGUAUAACAGGAAUCAAUUAUUAUUACACAUCAUAGUCCACUAAAGUGUGUACCAAUAUUUUAUAGUUUAAAAGGAGGGGUACAUUAGCUUACUGUUGCAUUUCUGAAAAGUGAAAUAAGUAGCCCAAGAAAUUAAAGUUUAUAAUUUGCCCUUGAAUUGGAAGGCACGGAUAUUAGAGAAGGAAAACUACUCUAAGAGCUAUUUAAAAAUAUGUA
Messenger RNA from Diceros bicornis minor, 4502 nucleotides. It is a transcript of the gene SLC24A1, whose product is annotated as solute carrier family 24 member 1. Gene Ontology annotation, molecular function: calcium channel activity; calcium, potassium:sodium antiporter activity. The transcript is spliced from 11 exons. Bases 399 to 3725 code for a protein of 1108 amino acids. The record is from RefSeq and is a predicted model, not a curated record. Lineage: Eukaryota; Metazoa; Chordata; Mammalia; Perissodactyla; Rhinocerotidae. Gene Ontology annotation, cellular component: membrane. Gene Ontology annotation, biological process: intracellular calcium ion homeostasis; long-term synaptic depression; long-term synaptic potentiation.